Molecule: messenger RNA, 1302 nt
Organism: Engraulis encrasicolus (European anchovy)
Lineage: Eukaryota; Metazoa; Chordata; Actinopteri; Clupeiformes; Engraulidae
Gene: gipc3
Product: GIPC PDZ domain containing family, member 3
Exons: 8
Coding region: 1-1302 (433 amino acids)
Molecular function (GO): protein binding
Source: RefSeq, a predicted model, not a curated record
AUGGUUGCAGAAGGGUGUCCUGUUUCCCUCAGCAUGGCUGGCGCCGCUCACCUGUCCUCCGUUGCCUGGCAACGCUCAUCUCUAAUUCAGCAGGUGGCAGGUAGCGGGGGACAGCCAGCCACCCAGCCAGCCAGCCAGCGACCCAGCCAACCAGUCAGCCACCCAGCCUCGGAGCAUCCAGCAGGGAAGCGCUACAGCCUGGAGCUCUUUUCCCCCACCUGUCCCCACCGAGAGAGCCCCAUGCAGAACGGAGCAGAGGACGAGAUGAGCCCACCAGCACCGGCACCCCCGACGCCCCCUCCAGAACCUCCAUCCUCCACACCACCCCCAGCUCCGACCCCAAACUUGUCCCCGUCCGCCACGCCGUCCCCCGCCACACUGGAGCCCCCUCGGGCCAUCCCCUCCGCCCCGCCGCUGCCCCCAGGCUCCCCACCGCCGGCCCCUGCGGGACCCCCGCCCUGCACGCGACCCCGCCUGGUCUUCCACACGCAGCUGGCACACGGCAGCCCCACGGGGCGCAUUCACGGCUUCACCAACGUCAAGGAGCUCUACGCCAAGAUCGCCGAGGCUUUCAGCAUCUCCCCCUCGGAGAUCCUCUUCUGCACGCUGAACUCGCACAAGGUGGACAUGCAGAAGCUGCUGGGGGGUCAGAUCGGGCUGGAGGAUUUCAUCUUCGCCCACGUCAGGGGGGAGACCAAGGAGGUGGAGGUGACCAAGACAGAGGACGCGCUGGGCCUCACCAUCACAGACAACGGGGCCGGAUACGCCUUCAUCAAGAGGAUAAAGGAAGGUAGCACUAUAGAUCGGCUGCAGACGGUGUGUGUGGGCGACCACAUCGAGGCCAUCAACGACCAGAGCAUCGUGGGCUGCAGACACUACGAGGUGGCCAAGAUGCUGAAGGAGCAGCCCAGGGGAGCCCCCUUCACACUCAGACUAGUGGGGCCCAAGAAGGCAUUCGAUAUGAUUGGGCAGAGGACCCGGGCACCCAAGUCUAGUGAAGGGAAGAUAGUGAGCGGUAAAGAGACGCUACGUCUACGCUCCAAGGGUGGAGCCACUGUGCAGGAAGUGCCUAAUGAGUUUGAGGAGCGGGCCACUAAGAAGGUGGAUGACUUGCUGGAGAGCUAUAUGGGCAUUCGGGAUCUAGAACUGGCCACGACCAUCGUAGAGGCGGGGAAGGAUAAGCAAAACCCAGAUGACUUUGCUGAGGCCCUGGACUCUGUCCUGGGAGACUUCGCCUUCCCAGAUGUCUUCCUGUUUGACGUGUGGGGCGCCCUUGGGGACGUUAAGAAUGGACGAUUCUAG